ACCACCGCCUCCAGGGAUGGACGGUCAGACUCUGCGAAAGGCUGAGAGAAGCCGGUCCUGCUCACGGGAGAAAAAGGAGCCUGUGCACCUGGCUUCUCCCUUCGGCCUGUGUCUCUUCCUACACCUCCUCACAAGCUCGAAGCCAUCCCUUCAUGACAGACACACUGGUGGAGACCUUACAAAAGCACCGUUUAUAUCCAUGCAGGCCAACUUUGUUAGCAGUCUUCGCCUGCCACCCGCAAUGUCGAGUUCGCGGUCGGUGCACAGCCGAGGUUGUGACUGUCAGCGGCCCGGUGCCUGUUCUGAGGGCCGGUCGGGGGCCCUUCUCCGGAGGCAGACCGGAUCCCACACCCAGCCUCUCUCCCCGAAACAGGCUUACACUAAGGACAUGGUGACAGACUUUGAUGAGAAACAUGAUGAGUAUUUAAUACUGCUUCAGCAGAGGAACCGAAUACUGAAGCACCUGCAGACCAAGGACCCCGUGCAGCUGAGGCUGGAGCACCUGGAGCAGGGCUUCUCCGUCUACGUCAACGGGGCCAAUUCCGAAGUGAAGACAUCGCUGCGGAAAGCUGUCCACUCUGACUUCUCCAGAAGCGCCUCGCAGGCCGAGGGGACACAGGAUGGUGGCCGAAGAACCCUGUUUCGAGAAGCUGAAGAAGCUUUAAGACGCAAUUCACGCACAGCCCCCAGCAAAGUCCAGCGCCGAGGAUGGCACCAGAAAUCUGUGCAGAUCAGAACAGAAGCUGGCUCACGGCUGCACAUCGAACCUCCCCUGGACUACUCUGAAGACGCUGAGCCGUGGGAGAGCGUGACUGGCAACACAAAGGACGCUUCUGGGGGCCAUCCGCAGGACUCCAGACCGCCCAGCAGCAGCACACCCUGCGAUUUCCGCUUCUCCCUUCAGAGGGCACAUGGACACCCUGCCCCUCCCAGCGGCAUGGACAAAGCGAGGAUUCUCUUAACUAUUCAGGAUGUAAUGGAGCUAAGAAAAAGCCUGGAACUUAGUGUAAAUCUACAAAAAAAACAGAAGGAUGGUUCCAGUGACGAGUGUGACUCCAUUGAAGAAGAUGUACUCUCUGAGCCCGAGCCUGAGGACCAGGCGCUGGUGGGCCACCCCAGACCUGAGCCCCCUCUUUCCCAUGGGGACUCAGUGCAGAAGGAUGUUUCUGAGGACCAGGAGCCACAAGGACACCCUCCACAGGGCCCAGACACCCUUGUGGUGCUGGAGUUUAACCCGGCUUCCAAAAGUAAUAAAAAGGAAAGAAAUUUGUCUGCUAAGCGAAAGGACAAUGCUGAGGUCUUUCUUCCCAGCAAACUGGAGCCAAACCUGACUCCCCAGCCGCCCGCUGCGCUCCCAGACCAGGACAGGCCAUGUUCAAGACCCGGAAGCCAGUGGGAGAGGCCCCUAUCAGCAACCCGGAAACCUGUGCUCCAGGCAGAGGACCGGCAGGAAGAGGCAUCGGCCGUGCUCAGAGCCAUCCAGGUGGAGAACGAAGCCCUGCAGAGGGUGAUCCUGAGCAGGAAGGCUGAGCCACCUGCCAGCACGCUGCAGGUGCAGGACAUGGAAGGACCUCCAGCAAAGUCGUGGACCAGCCUGCUGACAGAAGAAAGGGAGAGCCCUGAGGAGCCUCCCAUUGCCGUGGUGACCAGUACACAGGAGCCAUCCAGGGCAGCAGGGGGAGCCAGAGCUGUCAGUGAAGCCAUUGACAGGAUCGGCCUCUUGGGGAGCAGACAACAGCAGAAGCUUCUGAAAGUCCUCCAGGCCAUCGAAAGUGACUCUGCCCAUGUCAGCCGGGUUGCUUCACCAACCGAGGGGCAUGUGCUGGACCCAGAGGACAAGUCGAGAAUGGAAGCAGAAGAGAUGAAAGACGCCAUCUAUGUGACCAUGGAAAUCCUGUCCACUUGGGGCAGCAGGUCCUGGGUGGGUCUCACCGCAGUCGAGUUCUUUGACCUGGACAACACAAAGCUUUACGUGUCGCCUCACGAUGUGGAUGUUCGUAACACGGACACGCCGGGGGACCUGGGCCUCCUGGUCAACAGGAACAUAGCGAGCAAGAAAGACUCCUCCUUGUGGACGUGCCCCUUCAACCCACCGCUCCAGCUCUUUUUUGUCAUCCGCAACACGAGACUGCUGCAUGCCUUUGGUCUGGCCAAGAUCAAGGUUUGGAAUUACUGGACGGCUGAUGGCGACCUUGACAUUGGUGCCAAGAACGUGAAGCUUUAUGUCAACAGAAACCUCAUCUUUGAUGGCCAGUUGGACAGAGGAGGUGGGGAGGCCCCGGCCGACCAGAGCAUACUGGUCAGCCCGGAGAACGAGAGGACUGAGAGAAUGGAGAGCCACCCGAGCGCCCGGUCGGAAGAAAGCACAGGUGCCCGCAGGAGGGCUGGCACGGGCGGGGACCAGGAGCCCGGUGCCGUGCACUUGGAGCCCGCUGGCGCAGCCGUGGGUGCGGGAGUUGCGCCCCCAGGAAAUGCACCUGGUGAGAGGGUGAAUUCCCCUGAUCACAGGGAAGACAGCGUGUCCGCGUUAGAGGACGACUCCGGCGUGUCAGCGGCCCCGGCCUUGAUCGGGGGUGUGCCCAGUGCACCCCACAGCCAGCCCCUGGACUGCCCUCCUCUCGGCCAGGGGCUCUCACUGAUUCAGCAGCUGGAAAACCUCACAGGCAGAAAAGUCUCUGAACCUCCAGGGAAGACCCCGUCCUGGCUACAGCCCUCUCCCACGGGGAAAGCCAGGAAGCCAAAACCCCUCUGGCUGAGUCCUGAGAAGCCCCUGGACUGGAAAGACAGGCUUCUGCCCGAGGAGCUCCUCAGUGGGGGGUCUGGAGAGGCCGGGGACAAAGGCCUCAGGCGUGAGCACGGGAGGGCCAGCGGCCGGAAUGUCAUCUCGGGAGAGAGAGCCCAGAGGGUGGCCCCCAAAGUCUGCAGCGAUGACUUUGACAUCUUUGACCAGCUCUCCAACAGGGGGCGUCCUGCGAGUGGGAGGAGGGGCCUGAAGAAGGACGCCCUGGGCAGUGGGCGCGGCGAUGACAGAGACGCCUGGCCCAUGGGGACACCGCCGAGGUCCCUGUGGCGCAGCGAGCAGGAACACACGCUACACGAGUCCUGGAACUCCCUCAGUGCCUUCGACCGCUCCCACCGGGGACGCAUCUCUAGCUCAGAGUUCCAGGGGGACAUCCUGGAUGAGUUCCUGCAGCAGCAGAAGAGCAGCCGGCAGGGCAGCCAGCUACCACCCCGCGAGGAGGAGGAGGAGCCGGGGCCCGGGCCCGGGCAGGACGACUGCCCCCUAGACACAGACCAGGAGAGCGACUUCAAAAUCCCCGUCCUGCCUUACGGCCAGCACUUGGUCAUUGACAUCAAGUCUACGUGGGGGGACAGGCACUACGUCGGCCUGAACGGGAUAGAAAUAUUCAGUUCCAAGGGAGAGCCCGUGCAGAUUGCGAGCAUCCAAGCAGACCCCCCUGACAUCAAUAUUUUACCAGCUUAUGGGAAGGACCCCCGUGUGGUCACCAACCUCACCGACGGGGUGAACAGGACCCAGGACGACAUGCACGUCUGGCUGGCCCCCUUCACGCCCGGCAAGUCCCACUUCAUCACCGUCGACUUCACGCAGCCUUGCCACAUCGCCCUGAUCAGGGUUUGGAAUUACAACAAGUCACGGAUCCAUUCCUUCCGCGGCGUGAAGGACAUCGAGAUCCUCUUGGACACACAGUGCAUCUUCAAAGGAGAAAUUGCCAAGGCCUCUGGAACCCUGUCGGGAGCCCCAGAGCACUUCGGAGACACCAUACUGUUCACAACGGACGAUGACAUCCUCGAGGCCGUGUCCUGUUCGGAUGAGACGUUUGACGUGGAUGUGGAGAGCCUCUGCAGCCUGCAGUGUGAGGAGGCUCUGAGGAGGCCCAGCACCGCCGAUGGUGAUGGCGGGGAGAGGCCGUACACCCAGGCCGGCCUGUGGGCUGAGAGCCAGGUCCCGGAACUAGAGAUGCCGCCCAGUACCCCUGUCCCAGAAGCCACCACUCCAGAACCGGGCGUCUACCAUGGGAUCUGCCUUCAGCUGAACUUCACUGCCUCCUGGGGGGACCUGCACUACCUGGGACUCACAGGCCUGGAAGUGGUGGGCAAGGACGGCCAGGCACUGCCCGUCAGCCUGCACCAGAUCUCCUCUUGCCCCAGAGACUUGAAUGACCUCCCUGAGUACACGGAUGACUCCCGGACCCUGGACAAGUUGAUCGACGGGGCCAACAUCACCACGGAGGAUGAGCACAUGUGGCUGAUCCCCUUCUCGCCGGGGCUGGACCACGUGGUCACGAUCCGCUUCGACAGAGCUGAAAGCAUCGCGGGCCUGCGCUUCUGGAACUACAAUAAAUCCCCUGAGGACACCUAUCGAGGGGCCAAGGUCGUCCACGUCUCCCUGGACGGCCUGUGCGUCUCCCCUCCAGAGGGCUUUCUCAUCCGGAAGGGGCCGGGCAACUGCCACUUUGAUUUCGCUCAGGAAAUCCUCUUUGUGGACCACCUGCAGGCUCGAGUGCCGCCCCGGCCGGCCCAGAGGCUCAACACAAAAAGCCUGGAGCGGGCGAGCAUGGACUACGAGGCACCGGUGAUGCCCUGUGGCUUCAUUUUUCAGUUUCGGCUCCUGACCAGCUGGGGCGACCCCUAUUACAUCGGUCUCACCGGCCUGGAGCUGUACGACGAGCGGGGAGAGAGAAUCCCUCUGUCGGAAAACAACAUCGCCGCCUUCCCCGACAGCGUGAACGCCUUGGAGGGCGUGUGCGGGGACGUCCGGACCCCUGACAAGCUCAUCGACCAAGUGAAUGACACCAGUGACGGCAGGCACAUGUGGCUGGCUCCCAUCCUGCCUGGCCUGGUGAACCGGGUCUAUGUGAUUUUCGAUCUGCCUACCACCGUGUCGAUGAUCAAACUGUGGAACUACGCGAAAACACCCCAACGAGGGGUGAAGGAGUUUGGCCUCCUGGUGGACGACCUGCUCGUGUAUAACGGGGUCCUGGCCAUGGUGGGCCACCUGGUUGGGGGCAUCCUGCCCACGUGUGAGCCCACGGUGCCCUACCACACCAUCCUCUUCACGGAGGACCUGGACGUCAGCCACCAGGAGAAGCACGCAGCCCUCAGCAGUCAGGUGGAAGACCAGGACGUCCAGAUGAUGAAUGAGAACCAAAUCAUUGCCAACUCGAAAAGGAAGCAGAAUGCCGUCGACCCAGCCUUACGCCCCAAAACCUGCAUAAGUGAGGACACAGCAAGACGAUGGCGGUGCUGACCGGCAAAGGAGGGAGAGCUGGUCCUCAGCCAGCCUGGGGCUCCUUCAAUGGCCCCUUCAGCACCCACGUCCCCCCUCAGUCCUCAGGGUCUGCCAGCCAGGACCCAGGGGCCAGAAGAGAGCUGUGGUGUGGAGGGGAGCCUCCUGGGGGGAAGGGACUUGAAGGGUGGAUGGCCCUGGGAAAGACAGGAGCUGUAGGUGGGAGGAGUGCGGUGGCCCUCUGUUCUGCCCUGCAGGGAGCCCCAGGUCACCUGGCCUGCUGCCUCUCCAGCAAAACAGCGCUGGCAUCCACUCAGCCCUGCGCCCUGGGAUCCCAGAGCCAGGUCUGACUCGGUCCGAGAUGGGGGGGUGGUCUGUGGAGGCCCUCCAUCCAGCCCGGAGCAUGGCUGAGCAGGGCACGGGGACCAGGCCUCAAACACCAGCACUCGAGGGGUGCGCCCGGGCUGGGGUGCCAACAACUCCCUAUCCCCCACACACAUCCCUAUCUCCUUUGGAGGCUAGCAGAGCUGCCUGAGAGGGAGGGACUUUUCCUCGGAUCCCCAAAUGUCUAGCCAGAACUGCUACAACACCCUCACUCAUCCCCAGUCCCACCGAGGACCAGUUGAAAAGGACAGAUCCCCUCAGAGGAACCGGUUCUGCAGGGAUCUCUGCCCUCUUAUUGAGGCUGAGGAGGGAUUGGCCGAGGGCAUGGGCCCUGCAGAGGGCAGAAAGGGGGUGCACCUGCCCCUCCAGAGCUGGGCCCACCCCGGCAUGCCGGGCACUCGUCCCUGCUGCCAGACCCAGGUAGGACCGGCAGGAGGGCGGCUUCGGCCCCCAGAGGGCCAGUGGGGCCCAUCUAGAGGCCCUGUGGCCGAAAGGCAGGGAGGCCAAGGACCCGUGCCGCAGCCCUGCUCUCAGUCCCCAGAGCCUGCGCCCCUUCCUCUGGAACUCUGGACAGAGGCGGCCCUCACUGCAUGCCCGGCCGUGUGCCUGGAGCCUGGAGGGGGCCUUCUCUUGCUGCUCUCUCCCUUCCUGUCCCCGUCUGUGCCCUUGGAGUCAGGCACCGAGGAUCUCGCAGCCCAGGCCCCCCUCUCCUCCCUCUUCCAGCAGCUUCCCAGCAAGCUGGAAAUGUGCCUUGCACCCCCAGCCGAGUGCAGCCCAGAACACAUCUAUUUCCAUCUAUGUAACAAGCUCGGAUCAGGGACCUAAUUGGUUUCCCAGUGGUGGGUAAUUUCUCGUUCUCAAUAUUAAUCCGUUGUUUUCCUGGCGCCCAGCCCAGCCGCGUUACUGUACUCCAAGUACGUUCCUAUGCAACCGAGGGCCCAGCAAAUACUUUAUGAGCUUUGCAGCUUCCCCGGGCAGCUAUGCAAAUGCGCUUCUCAUUUGGAGCGGGGUCGAUGUGAAGAUAAGGAAUUGUUUCUCUCUAAGAAGAUCUAUCGUUUCUGUAGCCUCAGAGCCCCCAGCUUCCUGCUCCUCCCAGAUGUGGCGGGGCCUCCACGCCCGGGAGAGCUGACGCCAGGGCACGUGGGGGGCUGAUUGAGCCAGCUCUCAGGGACCAAAACUGGAGCCAUGGCUGGAAAGGGAGCCCAGCUGUCCAUCCCCCCAGACACGGGCACAGGUCGGACUGGCGGAGAGCGCUGCACAAGCACCGUGCACGCUCGCUCCCGGAGUCUCAGCUGAUGUUUAUAACAAGUGUGUGGACCACGAAAUUUGAAGGAAAGAAAGGCUGUACAGGCAUUAAAUCUAAAACAAAUUUCUAUUUUUUUCUCUUGCAAAAUCAAUAAAAGAUAUUGUUAAGGGUA
This is a messenger RNA of Phyllostomus hastatus (greater spear-nosed bat), 7050 nucleotides long. It is a transcript of the gene KATNIP, whose product is annotated as katanin interacting protein. NCBI's taxonomy places the organism in Eukaryota, Metazoa, Chordata, Mammalia, Chiroptera, Phyllostomidae. The coding region runs from base 17 to 5269 and encodes 1750 amino acids. The transcript has 30 exons. The record is from RefSeq and is a predicted model, not a curated record.